AAAAUGUUCCCAUAGAACGGCGCAAUAUUUUGUAAUAUAGCUUACAUUUAAAAUAUUAUUUGCAUUUACUGUGAACAUUCUUAGUAAUUCUAUUGCAUUUUCGUGGAUGAAUUUUUAAAGAUUGCUUUAUUUUUAGAUUUUAAAUGAGUCGUGAGUAUUUUUGGGCGUUUGCGCUGCGUUCCAGCGCAAGGUAAGAAGUAGACAAGAUGGCGGCCAUUCAGUUGACAGUGGGAGAAUAGAUGAGUUUGAAAGAUUGCCAAUCAUUGUUAUUUCAUCUUCUCAUCUGCAAGUGAUGAAACGACAGCAAGACAGAGACGUCUCACCUCGUAGCAAGCGUAUGAGAAGCAGCUAUGGAACGAGUGAUCAUGAAUUAAAUAGGAAUAUACUAAGCCCAGACAUGGAUCGUCGCGAUGGCCGUACCACCGUUAGUGCCAGUACAACUGGUUGUGCUGGUUCUGUUAGCGGUAGUAGCGCUGCUGUUGUUACUUCUAAGAUCCUUCCAGCAGGAGCUUCGACAAAUUCUAACCGAGGUGGAACAGCUGGGAAAUCUUAUCGAACGACGUACGACCACGAUGUCGAACAUUCCAGGAAGCCGUAUCGAGAUGAUAGAGUCGGGGGCAGCGGUGAUUACAGUCACAAUUCUUCAUCUUCGUCUUCGUCUCGAUCGACGGCUGACAACAGAGCGCCACCAGCAACAAUCCAGGAACCGUACCGGUCGUUGUGUAUCAGUAACCUCAAUCCCAAGAUUUCGGAAUCCAUUUUGAUUGAAAGAUUAUACUGCGAAUUUGAACGUUUUGGUGUCUUCAACAUCCGGCUCUCCUACGUCGGCGACCAGAUGGUGGCUUACGUGAAUUUUCGUUAUCCUGAAGAUGCACGGGCUGCCAGACACGACAAGUCCAAUAAUUUGGUCCUUUUUGACCGACCCAUACGUGUGGAGCCUGUCUUGAACAAUCGCCGUAGAAGCAACAGUCCGUCUACCACAGACUACAUCUCAAGACCAGGAGCUGCAGCCAUCCUCGCUGUUUCUGAUAGAUUCGCCAACCGAAGUAUUUCACCCGGACUGCCUUUGGUUGCUGGGCGAAGAGCUGGUCGCAACGUGAAUCCUAUCCGAGAUCUACCCAGAGAAAGGGAAUACCUUUAUACAGACUCGAGGCAUGGAAACAUCGAAAAGAACCCGGUCAACCCGCGGCAUCCUUCUCCAGAGACUGAAGAGAAAGCUACUCGGACUUUAUUUGUUGGCAAUCUCGAUCACAGUGUUUCGGAAACGGAAUUACGGAGACACUUCGAACGCUUCGGAGUUGUUGAAGAUAUUGACAUUAAAAGACAGCAGAGAGGACAGGGAAAUCCUUAUGCAUUUGUUAAAUUCAUAAAUUUGGAUUGUGCACAUAGAGCCAAGAUUGAAAUGUCAGGUAAGCACAUAGGUAAGUUUCAAUGCAGGAUUGGUUAUGGUAAAGUGACCCCGACUACAUGUUUGUGGGUCGGAGGCCUCGGCCCUUGGAUCACUUAUUCAACUUUAUAUCGCGAAUUUGAUCGUUUUGGAGCUAUCAAAAGUAUUGUAUGGCCACACAGCAAACCACAUGCUUAUGUUUUAUAUGACAGUAAAGAUGCUGCCCAGGCGGCAUUUCAAGAAAUGAGGCGGAACCCUUUCGGGGAGAAAGACUUCUCGUUAAGGGUUGACUUUUCUGAUUCUAAUCAUAUUCCUUUCCCGUCAACGACUGUUGAUGGUAAAUCCGACAAUGCGGAUCAUAUAAGAGACUUUAGUAAUGCUUCCUAUGGAUGCGGCGAUCAAAGACGGACUGACGGCUUUGUUGAUUCACAUGUAUCGGACAAAACUCGGCCUCGUGAUCCGUGGCACCCGAUCGAGGCCGAUCCCAUUAACGUGUUUAGAAAUCCUGAUAACCCGCGCGAUUUCGAACACAGAGGUAGCAAUCGAAUCGAAGUGAUGGAGCGGGCCGUCAGUCUUCAUGGUGACCGACGUAAAAGAGGACGUUCUCCACCUGAGGAAUUUCUUCUUAAUCAAAAACGAUAUAGGUCUCUCAGCCAAGAACGACCGGAUAUUUACCGUGCUGCCAGAGAGAAUGAAUUCCGCGAGCAAAACAAACCAGACGUUAAAUUACCCCAGGAACUAGCAUCGGACAGAAAUUCAGAGGUAAACAAAAAAGCUCGCCCUCCCACGGAGAAAGAACUCAGCGUGGCGGAGCAUGUGAACAAUUUGGUAGAUUUAGCAAAGUGCUUACCUGUUGCUUGGAACGGUGCUCUUAUAUUAAAAAACAGUGCAUUUCUCGCCCGUAUGCAUGUUGUUAGUGGUGAUGUAACUAUAGUCGAUACCCUAAUGAGAGAUACCACCACAACAGAAACAUCAGUACUUCGUAUCACCCAGAGACUGAGGCUUGACCAACCGAAAUUAGAUGAAGUUGGCAGGCGGGUCACUUCGUCUGGCUCACAUGGACACUGUAUUCUUUUAGCUCUGCCUAGUACAUUACCAAAUUGCGAAGUGGGACAAAUUCAACAAAGACCUUUAAAAAAUUUAGUUAGCUACUUAAAACAGAAAGAAGCUGCUGGUGUAAUCUCCUUGCCACCCAAUCCUUCAAAGGACAAAGAAAAUGUUGGAGUUUUGCAUGCAUUCCCUCCAUGUCAGUUUGGGUAUAACUUUCUUCUUGGCUGCGCCCCUAAAUUACCUGCUGAGCCGAUUAAAGAUGAUUAUUUGGUUGUGAUAGUUGUACGUGGUGCUACAUGAAUGUAAGAACGUAUCACAUCUGUGUUUAACAUCAUUGUAAAGGAUGGAGAAAAACACACACACAUACUCACACAAAGGCCCUACUUUUCUUUUCCCCUUCAAACUUUAUAAAACCAUUAGAAUUAUCAAUUUUUUUUAUACAUCUUCCAAACUUGGAAAUAUUCUUAUCAAAAUUCUAAUGGUUACCCACCCCUUUAAAAGCUCUGUUUUGGGUUAUUUUUUCCUGUAAAAAAAAAAAUAUCAGUUUAAACAAAACUGAAAUGUUUUACUGCCAAUAUAGAUUUUACAUUUUUCUUUUAUGGAGAUGAAUGUUUUCAUAGGAAUUAGCCACAGAACACUUUGGUGCCAAACAAAAGUUUAGAAGGAAAAAAAAAAUAAAUGUUUAACUCUUGGUAAAAUAAUGAAGAUAUUUGAAAUUUUAUAUUGAAUUAUAUCAGUGAAUAACAGAAAAACAGAAUGGAAAAAAAAACAUAAAAACUAUUUCUGAAAUGAUAAACCAGAAGCCAACCAUGAGGAAGAAUGGAAAACUGAAAUAUUCAUAUUCCACAACUCCGGCAGCUCUACCUCAUUGCUAAACUGUGAAGUAUUAUGAAGAAGAAGAAAAAUUAAAACUAAAUAACAAACAGCAAGUCUACAUAGAAAGGACUCUCUUCAUACACCAUCACCACCACUACUAACAUCAUCAUCUUCAUCCUCAUCAUGAAGCAAGUGUCCAGCUGCAAGGCUAGACUGGUUGUUCAAUGGUCAGAAUGUGGCACUACCAAAUCUUCUCUUCAGGCACCAAUGAAAUACUAACCUGAUGGCCUAUAUGCAUUUUAGUAUUCUCUUUCCUGCCGAUCUUCGGGAUUGUUCAGGACCUACAGCAAGUAUUCCACCCAUAUAUGCAUACACAUAAAUACAUACACACUCAUAUACAUGCAAACAAAUAUACAUAUGCAUACAUACCAAAUAUCAAGCUUUUUUUUUUUUUUUCAUUCAAGAACUGGCUUUUAUCUUGGUUAAAAAAUAUCUCAUCUAAAAAAUUAAAAAUUUCAUAACCCAAAGAAAAGCUAGAGUGUUUGGGGAGGUUUUUUUUAAUUUUUUUUUUUUUUAUGAGGAAACAACUAAUGAUUGUUAGUUAAAAGAUGAGGUUCUUAGCCUGGUUUUGUUUUUUUCACAAAAUCAUUUAAAAUAAGAAAAAGAGAAAAAAAAAGCCAUACUUGAACAUUGUUGUCAGCUAUUGCAGUUAAAGCAGCCAUCAAGUGGAGUCACUGGUGGCCAUGCAAGACCUCGAUAACCUAUAUAGGACAAUUGGUUUAAAAACAAAGAAUAAUAUUGAACAAAAAGGACAUUUUACUUUAGUACUAAAAAUAUUUUAUUUAUUUUUUAUUAUUGAAUCAAAAUGAGCAUCAUUGCUGGCAAGAAAAUGCUCAGGUGACCAGGAUAAAUUUUUUCUUAUUUAAUAUUUUGUUUCUUUUUCACUCCUAUCAGAGUAGAUAUUGAUGAUAACUUUGGUCAGUUAGACCGCUUUUAGAUUAGAAAUUCAUGUUUUUUUGUUUUUUUU
This is a messenger RNA of Octopus sinensis (East Asian common octopus), 4280 nucleotides long. RefSeq names its product RNA-binding protein 15-like. Gene Ontology annotation, biological process: regulation of alternative mRNA splicing, via spliceosome. The transcript is spliced from 2 exons. The record is from RefSeq and is a predicted model, not a curated record. Lineage: Eukaryota; Metazoa; Mollusca; Cephalopoda; Octopoda; Octopodidae. Gene Ontology annotation, cellular component: nucleus. The coding region runs from base 293 to 2737 and encodes 814 amino acids. Gene Ontology annotation, molecular function: mRNA binding.